AUGAUGCUUCUUAAAAAGUGGGAUCCAUCGUUCAGGCAAUUGUCAUAUAAUCGAGAAACUCGCCAAUUGAUUCUUGUUAAGUCGGAUUCUUGCAGUAAAGCAUAUAAACCAGAUAUAUUAGAUUUACGAAUACUUAAAGAAGUGCAUACUUUGGACUUUAAAUUAAAUAUGAUUAAAAUUAGUGAUAAAUGGGCUAAAGAUAAGGAGAUUCGCCAAUUUGAUCCAACAAAAAUUUUAGUUCUUUCAUACGGAAAUGGAUUUGUAUUAAAUUAUUGGAUUCUUCUGUUUGAAGUCGCAGAAAUUUGUCGCAUGUGGUGCCAAGGUGUACAUUAUUUAAUGAUGGAUACAAUUUCUGCAAGCCAUGCACUCGUAGUCGAGCGUUGGAUCAGAAAGGAAUUUUAUAAUAUGACAAAUACAGGCUCUGAUCGCAUUGAGCGAAAACAUAUGAAACCAUUUGUACAAAUAAGUUUGCAAUACAAAGUGCAAUUCAAAAUUUUACAGGAAAUCACUGAGGAUGAAAUGAAUUUCGACAUGUUCGCCAAUGCAUAUAGAACACUAUUAUUCCAGCAUGAUUUUUUCAUGAGUCGUUUUUCAAUUUAUUCUGAUGAUUCGAUGAAAGUUAGCUUCAACAAUUUUAUUCGUUUCUUAAUGGAAAUGCAUUUUUUUGUUUUAAUUUUUGUUUUUAAGGAUGAAAUGGGAAAUUAUCGAGAUCGCACAAGUGAUUUUAUGCGACGCUAUUUGAAAGAAUUUGAUUCAACAAGAGAUAUUCCAGAGCCUUCGUUAUCUAUUUCAGAAUUUUGUGAUUUUCUUUUCUCUCGUGAAAAUAGUGUAUGGGAUCCGAUAAACGAACAAGUCGUGCACGAUAUGAAUCGGCCACUUAGUCAUUACUGGAUAGCUUCUUCGCAUAAUACUUAUUUAACUGGUGAUCAGUUGAAGAGCGAAUCGUCGUUAGAUGCAUAUGCUCGUUGUCUUUUGAUGGGAUGUCGAUGUAUCGAAUUGGAUUGUUGGGAUGGCCAUAAACGUAGUGCAGAUGAUUGUACAGAAAUUGUAAUCUAUCACGGUUAUACAAUGACAAGCAAAUUAAAUCUGCGAGAUGUUCUUUAUACCAUUCGUCAUUACGCUUUCAUUAAUAGCGAUUAUCCGGUAAUAAUAUCUAUUGAAGACAACUGUUCCGUACCAGCUCAACGUCUUCUCGCUCAAGAAAUAAAAACCAUUUUAGGAGAUCUUCUUUUAACUGCUCCCAUAAAUCGCGACGAACAUGAACUUCCAUCUCCAGCUGCUCUGAAACGAAAAAUUAUAUUGAAACACAAAAAACUUCCGACGGAAAGUGAAGAUAUAGCUUCUCAGCCUAUUGAUGAUUACCAAGACCAUGAUUUGCUUUCCCGCAAUUGUAUCAAAAGAGGCAUACUUAGUCUUAAAGAUUCUGAUGUCGAUAAUUGGACAAAACAUAUUUUUAUCUUGUUUCCCGAUCGCUUAUGUUAUAUGCUCGAUGAUUGUGAGGCAAUAGUUGACGAUAACACAAAAAUUGAUGGAAAUGUUGGUGAGGAUGAUUCUCAAGUAGAUGACUCAAACUUGGUUGGUUUUGGUGUUCAGCCUGACGAAAUGCAUGUCACUGAAGAAUGGUUUCAUAGUAAAACAAGUCGUAAUAUGGCAGAAAGUCGAUUGUUAGAACAUAGAAGUAAAGGUAAUGGACUGUUUCUCGUCAGAGAUUCAAAUGUGUUUAUCGGCGACUAUUCUCUGUCGUUUCUGCAUAAUGGUAAAGUUCAUCAUUGCCGAAUCCGUACUCGAAUGGUUGACGGUCGGAAGAAAUUCUAUUUCCUCGAAAAUAAACAGAUGGAUACAUUAUAUGAAUUAAUAUCCUAUUAUACAGAACAAAAACUGAGAACUCCAAAUUUCAGCACAAAGCUCGUAACUCCUUGUCCUCAACCAUCUCCUCAUCUCAAUAUGCCCUGGUUUGCUGGCAAUAUUAAUAAGUCUCAAGCUGAAGAACUUUUAAAUAUGGUUCAUCAGGAUGGUGCUUUUUUAAUUCGAUAUAGUUCAACGGACAAAAACGUAUUCGUACUUUCUCUUAGAGCGAACGAUGCAGUUUGGCAUUAUCGACUGAAGCGUAAUGGUCGAAUUUUUGUUGUUAACCAAACUGUUUUUGAAAAUUUAAAUCAAAUUGUGGAUUUCUAUUCGUCUCGCGAGUUAGUGUGGGGAACAUGUUUGAAGAUCGCUGUAAAUGGAAAUAUCGAAGUUUGUAAUUUGGCCGCGCAAUUCGCGGAAUCGACUCCGGGUUGUUAUCUUGAUUUGAAGGAACUGGAUAAAGAGAUUUUCGUACGCGCCAUAGAACCUUAUGUAGCGAAACAUCAAAGCGAGCUUUCAUUUCCUGUAAAUUCUGUAAUUACGGUGAUAAAGAAGGAUGGCUGCCGAUAUUGGGGACGAUAUGGCCCACAUUCAGGUUUCUUUCCUUCGCAGUGUGUGGUGGAAAUAGUACAGUCUGAUCGUUUUUCCAACGAAGUAGUAAACUAUGGAACUAUUGAACUUGCUGGAUCACUUAUUGCGAAAAUUGUCGAUUCAAACGAAACUACUAAGCCAUUUGCCUUUAAAAUCAGUCCAGCUGCUGCUCAUUGGAAUUUCACUGAACAUAUAUUGGCUGCGAAUUCGUGUGAUGAUCAAGAAGAUUGGUUAAAUACUUUGCAUGAAUUGACAAGGACAGCUACUAGUCGUUUUCAAAUAUUACGUCUACGUGAAAAGAAUCUACGAAUUGCUUCUGAACUAUCGAAUCUUGUCGUUUAUUGUCAAGCAGUUCCAUUUAAUGCUAGUAUUGGUAAUGAUGGUAAUUUCUACGAGAUGUGUUCCUUUAGCGAGACGAAGCAUGAUAAACUCCUUGAAAAAGGCCUUGUUCGCUUUAACACUCGUCAACUAUCUCGUGUUUAUCCUCAAGGGUCGCGAGUGACUUCAACAAAUUAUGACCCUAUGCCUAUGUGGAAUUCGGGUUGUCAUAUGGUGGCAUUAAAUUAUCAGACGGGUGAUCGAGCAAUGCAGCUAAAUCAAGGGAAAUUUAUGGCGAAUGGGCAAUGUGGCUAUGUUUUAAAGCCAUCUUAUCUCAUUGAUGAAAAAUUCGCAGCUGAUGUGCCUGAAAAUAUAUCACAUUCAUGUCCAAUUAUGCUCACUAUUCAGGUAAUCGCUGGGCGGCAUUUGGCGCGCAAAGAUAAAACGAAAGGUAUUUGUUCUCCAACCGUAGAAGUCGAAAUUGUCGGAAUACCUACUGACAGUAAAGUGGUACGCACUCGCGCUGUAGCAUCGAAUGGCUUGAAUCCCAUCUGGAACCAAACAUUCAGUUUCAAUUUACUUUGUCCUGAACUAGCACUUAUUCGAUUCUAUGUAGAAGACGGUGACUUUGUAGGUCCUCAAGCUGAUCCAUUCAUUGGGCAAGCAGUUUAUCCUGUUGAUUGCAUUCGUACUGGUUUUCGAUCCGUUAUUCUGCGAAAUCAGCACAGUGAUGAAUUAGAACUUUCUGCGUUAUUGGUACAUAUCGAUGUGAGAAGGCGUAAUUCAAGUGGCGAACUAUUAAAUCCAUUUGUUGCUUUGCAAGCUGGUAGGAGUAUGGCCGGUAUUUCAAAAUCUUUGUCAUCAUCAUCUGGAUUAUUUCUUGCACGAGUGAGUUCGAUAGAUCAAAAUCUCUUCUCACCAUCGUCUUUUUCACCAACGAAUCCUCCUUCUAAGUCAGUCGAUGUUGAUCGUUCGAACAGUUUGGAAAGCACAGAGUAA
Messenger RNA from Dracunculus medinensis (Guinea worm), 3753 nucleotides. NCBI's taxonomy places the organism in Eukaryota, Metazoa, Nematoda, Chromadorea, Rhabditida, Dracunculidae. The record is from the annotation of a GenBank genome assembly.